CCCCCCGCCGGUGAGGCGCGGGCGGCUCUGCCGGUGGCUGCGGGAUGGCGCAGCCCGGGGAGGCUUCGGCGUACACGGCGGCCGCGGCCAUGGACAGCAACGUCCUGGCCAUCGUUAUCGCCGCGACUGUGUCCACCUCAGUCUUCAUCGUGGCCAUCCUCAUCCUGCUGCUGCUCCUGUACCACCGGGAUCCCAUGUGCUGCCAGUUCCUCUGCUCCUGCCGCUUCUUCCGGACCCCCAGCCAGUAUGACUGCCCCCCACCCUACUUCAGCAGCAGCCAGCGCCUGGUGGGUCCCCAGCGAGGAGCAUCACGGCUGGAGAGUGCUGCUGAGAACCCUGCUGUGCAGGGAGAUGAGCUGUUCUGUGUUGGUCCCCCCAGCAACUACCAGCUCCCCUCCUGGGAGCAGCCCCGCUUACCAAGCUACGAGAGCGUGCGGAAGAAAGAUCGCCAGCGGGAAAUCCAUCAGAUGAUUGCUGAGAGGUUUGGGCUGUGGGCAGAGCCUUCCCAGGAGAUGCCGCCUCCCUAUGAGCAUGCUCUGAGGCAUCCUCCAGCUUUCUCAGGAACAGGAAUCAGCUCAGAGACUUUAGACAGACGUGGGGGGACAGACCCAUUCCAGGCCCCCCUCGGCUACCAGACCCAGCGGAACACGGCCGUGUGAGGCCCUGGUGCUGCUGCUUCUCCUGCUCAGUGACACAAGUGCCUGGGAUGUCGUUCUCCUCCCCAGGGAGUGGCUGAACCUC
Messenger RNA from Calypte anna (Anna's hummingbird), 741 nucleotides. RefSeq lists its product as uncharacterized. The record is from RefSeq and is a predicted model, not a curated record. The transcript is spliced from 5 exons. Bases 45 to 659 code for a protein of 204 amino acids. NCBI's taxonomy places the organism in Eukaryota, Metazoa, Chordata, Aves, Apodiformes, Trochilidae.